This is a messenger RNA of Triticum dicoccoides, 1749 nucleotides long. Its product is annotated as WAT1-related protein At5g64700-like. Gene Ontology annotation, cellular component: membrane. The transcript has 8 exons. Lineage: Eukaryota; Viridiplantae; Streptophyta; Magnoliopsida; Poales; Poaceae. The record is from RefSeq and is a predicted model, not a curated record. Gene Ontology annotation, molecular function: transmembrane transporter activity. The coding region runs from base 132 to 1400 and encodes 422 amino acids.
GGGCAACCCGGAGUAUGCGCGCUGGUGGUACGCCGAUCAGUGAAUCGUCGGUGAUCUAUUAGUUUUAACUCGUCCCAUCACUUCAACUCCGUCCGGUCCGGCCAUCUCUCCCACUCGAUCUCACCGCUGCCAUGGCGGCAGCAUCCGCCUUGCCCGUCUCUUCCCUCGCCCUCACAGCCACAGCCACCUCCCGCUCCCUCCGGUCAACCGUGGCCACCCCCGGCAAGCCGCGCUCGCCCUCGCCGGCACCUCGCCCGGGCGUUGACCGUAGCAGUGCCGUGGUGCGCGCUACUGCUCAUGUCCCCGAACCGGACACCACCAUCCAAGUUCAAGCUGGAAGCAAGUGGAAACCAGCUAUCUGUGUGGUCAUUGUGGAGGUAUUCAACACCGGGACUAUACUGCUAGGCAAGCUAGCACUUGACGGCGGCAUGUUCGUAUUCUCCUUGCUCUCAUACAGAAGUGUUCUUGGUGCCGUUUUCAUGUUGCCAUUUGCCCUAUUCCUUGAAAGAGGGAGGUGGAAAGAGUUGAACAUGAAAGCUCUUGGAUGGCUCUUUAUCAAUGCAUUUCUUGGAUACUCUCUGCCCAUGGCAUUAUACUACUACGGGCUCCACGACACGACUGCUUCAUAUGGUGUGAUCUUCUCCAGUCUGACUCCCCUCUUCACCUUUGUCCUUUCACUAUUGCUUGGCAUGGAGAGCUUGCGCCUCAAGUCUAAGGAGGGCAGCGCGAAAGUGGUUGGGGCACUGGUGUGCUUUGCUGGGGCUCUUCUGAUUAGCCUGUACAAGGGAGAAGAACUUCAUCUCUUGUCUCCAGUUUUAAAGGGCAUCACUAAGAGUUCUCAUGGAGUAGCCGGAGGACACCACCACUCGAGGGGCACCUUGCUUUUGCUGGGAGAUAGCAUCUGCUAUGCGUUUUGGUACCCUAUCCAGGUCAAAGUUCUAAAGGUCUACCCAUGGAAAUACUGGUCAACUGUAUUGACCUGUGUUCUAGGUGGUUUGCAAACCUGUGCCGUAGGAAUAAUUAUGAGAAGGGACAAACUGGCUUGGCAAGUUGGAUGGAACAUCCAACUAUUAACAAUUGUUUACUCAGCUGCACUUGGCACAGCAGCCAAGUAUUGGUUGAAUCUCUAUGCCGUGGAAAAACGAGGCCCAGUUUUUCCACCCAUGUUCAGCACUCUGUCAAUUAUCUUCACGAUGGUUCUUGGGGCACUACUACUAGGAGAAACUCUCACAGUUGGCAGCUUGUUGGGCAGUGCGUUUGUUUUCAUUGGACUGUACACGUACCUCUAUGGAAAGGCAAGAGAGGUACAUGCAAAGACAGCACCAGGUUCAAGCCAUGAAAGUCUUCAAGUCCAACCUGUCCCUGAUUCAAAGUGUGACGAUCCAGAAUCGGGUCCUUGAUUCUGGGGAAACUAUUCCUGUAGUGAGCUUUGAAUGUGCAGUUGACAUCAGCUGUGGUUAGCAUGUGAGAUAGUGAAGUAAGAUGGUCUAACCAAUCCUAAGGCGUGUCGUGCUGCAUUAAUGUCUUGUUGGAUUAUAUGAUUGUGAUGCCACCUAGGACAAUAUAUUCAACUUGAGAAUGCAUGCAACUGCACUAUGUAUUAGUAGAACACACUGACGAGCAAGGUGUUGGUGUUUUGUUGAACUAGUAUUUUGUGCUAUCUAGUGACGUUAUUUGGAGAAGUUAGUAUCUCUUGGUGUUGCAUUCUUGUUUUGCAAGUUGUUGCAGCAAGUCGUGUUUGUGUGUUUU